AUGCGCCGGCUAAAGCCAGUUCUGUUACUCACUAUCCUUGGCGUCUCAAGUGGUACCAUUGUUCCGCAGUUGCAAUCCAUUCUCGGUACCGAAGUGGCGCGCCAGAUCGCUGAGCGUGCCAUGUUCCGCACAGAGAAGUCUUUGGAUCUCAUACAAGCUAUGAUAGUGUACGCGGUAUGGCAUCUGAAACACCGGGAAACUAAAGCUCCAGGCUUCAGCCAGUACAUCCAUUCCGCCGCGGUCAUGGCAAUGGAGAUCGGGCUUGGGAACCGGUUGAGGGCUUCUCUGGCGAAAAGUAGGGAGGAGGAGGCUGAGAUGCGACGGACCUGGCUCACUUGCUAUUAUGCAACCAUUUCAUACAAGUAUUCCGAGGAAGACUCACUCACAAACCACAGUGUUUCCGUGAUUCUUCACCAUCCGCCACUGAUUCGAUUCUCACCAUACAUUGACGAGUGCCUGAAGUUUUUUAGCGAGGGCCCUGCACCUGCAGCAACAGAUCUCACCCUUUGCAGCCUAAUACGCUUGACUCAAAUAACGGAGGAUGUCUCCCUACUAUUCCACUUGGAUGAUCCCACUGCAACCAUAUCCAUCGAUGAUCCAAGGACGCAGUAUCUUCUAAAAUUUUUGAAUACAAGACUUGAAGAGUGGAAAGUGGAUGCGGCUGGCCACAUGAAUUCAGAUAUACUUGAGCAUUCGUUCAAAGUCACCCGUCUUCUCACACACGAAGUUGCCCUUCGAUAUGAUUACAAUGCAGACCCAAGUUCAACGGCACGGAUUUUCACUGCGGCACACUUUGAUGCGCUAGCCACCUGCGUUGGCAGCAUCAGUCGAAUACUGGAUUCAUUCAUUCACAUGGACUUGAGGAUGUAUCGUGUAGUCGAAUGUCCAUAUAUGACUUGGACUCUCUAUGCCACUAUUGCGAUGAUACGACUCUCUGGAAUUCUUCGUUUGCCAGCACCAAAGUUGACGGAUAUGUUGCUUCCCGAGUCGAAAUUGGAACAUUACCUCAACACAGUCAUACUAAAGUUUACAUCGCUGUCCCAAAUGGAUGCCAAUCCAAGUGCGGAAAGCUUUCUACACGCGUUUCAGCGAUUGAGAUCUUGGAAUAAUCAGAAGAGCACUGGCAGCUCAAUCCCGCUUGUAAUGAAUGAAAUUCGAGCUGGUAUUUGUGAGACCAAAUCAAGCGACAAGGAGAAUACGGAGACUGGACAAUCUACACACGCGGCUACUUUGCUUCAUGUCUCGGAAACGCAGUCUGACAAGUUUUUAGGCUCUCGAGAACCACUGUUUGAUCCCAGUUCUUUAGUUGACGAUCCGCCCUUUGAUACAGAAAGCUGGAACGCGACCGCAGAGAACUUGGGUAACCUCGACCCUUUCAACCUUGGGAUUUGGUUUGAAUAG
Aspergillus pseudoviridinutans is the source of this 1401-nucleotide messenger RNA. RefSeq names its product fungal specific transcription factor domain-containing protein. Gene Ontology annotation, biological process: DNA-templated transcription; regulation of DNA-templated transcription. Gene Ontology annotation, molecular function: transcription cis-regulatory region binding; zinc ion binding; DNA-binding transcription factor activity, RNA polymerase II-specific. NCBI's taxonomy places the organism in Eukaryota, Fungi, Ascomycota, Eurotiomycetes, Eurotiales, Aspergillaceae. The transcript is spliced from 3 exons. The record is from RefSeq and is a predicted model, not a curated record. Gene Ontology annotation, cellular component: nucleus. The coding region runs from base 1 to 1401 and encodes 466 amino acids.